GCAUGGAUCCAUUACGAAGCCGUAAGAAUUUGUCAUAAUCAGUGCAAUUCUGAAGCAUACGAUAGAAGGGAGAGAGAUGUUGAUGAGACUGGCGAUUCAGUUUGGCAUUUGCAGUAGCCAGUCCUAUACGGAAAAAUUAAUGCUGCUGAUUCGGAUUGCAGAAGGAGGCAUAGUUUGAUUGUGGCAUGACCAAGUCCACGCAGAGCGUCUAUGGCCGAGCAACCUAACUGUGUUCCCGGGGGGUCAGAGUUGCUUCUCAGUACAGCUGGGGCUGCCACUAGGCGUAACACCAAUAAGAGUACAGUCAAGUCAGCUUCAAGAAAGCGUGGGGGAUCUGCCGCUCAUCAUCCAGCUAGCUCAAAACGUUCAAAGUGUUUUGACGAGCAAGGAGAAUUUGUACCAUUUGAAUUAUUUACUGCGAGAAAAAGUAAGGAAUUUGCUACGGCGCCUGCAAGAUCUAGAGGCAGUGGCAGGCCCGAUAGUCCGGGUGUCACAGGGCGUAGUAAUAAGGGGUCUGCAUCGGGCCACAGACCCAUUGUUGCCAGAACUGAAAUUAUUGAAACACAGGAGACGCCGCCAAAACAAGAACGUGUUGGUACAAGUGGAGGAGGAAAGAGCCACGAGAAGCCUUCUAGAUUUAGGGGGCGAACCAGGGUAACAGAUUUAUCUGUGGAAAGUGGUGCUUCAACAGUGUAUUCUUGCUCCUCUGUUGGAGUCACUGUCAACCAAUCACCUUGUUCUGGAAGUUUAAGUUCAGUUGGCUGUAGAACUAAGAGUCACUUGGAAACUGUCCAGCCGGACACCCAGAAACGACGUGUGUCAGGAACCAGAACCUCUUCUCGUUUGGCAUCUGUAACUGCUGAAGCUCGCAGUUCUCGGUCAAGUUCCCUUGCAUCUUAUCCAGGGGAGGAGACACCUUCAGGAACCCCACCAGUACAAAAUCUUUCACAGAAGUCAGGCAGAAAGCCAGCAUCUGUUACUUCUUAUAUAAGUUAUAAGACUGCAUCACAUUCGAAACGUCCUACUUCUCAUUCAGAGGCCUCACCCAAGACUAAUUCUGUAUCAGUAAAGAAUCGUAGAGCUUUGAAAGAAAGCAAAGGUGAGAAAAUUGUUGAGAAAAAGACAAAAGAAUCCUCUAGAGUUGAAACUGUUGUUGCCUCUAGUAAAGAGAAAUACAACGGCAACAAUAAUUUGGCAUCAGUUACAAUAAGCAGUCAAGAGACAGUGAAGCUGAAGAAAGGAACAGCAACACUUGACAAUAAGAGGCAAGCAGCUCGAAAAUCUCAGGCUAAGGAAGGAAGCACUUCUCAGUCAGCUCCUGUAAAGAACAUUUAUAAAACAAAAAAAGUCUUGGAUGCACAGCAGUCUUCAGGAUCUGCAUGUUCUCAGAAAGUUACAGAACCUGUUGCUGAACUGAAGUACCCCCUCAGAAAUCGCAUUAGACUUAGUGAACAAAAUUUGCUGUUGCCGGGAUCAAGUGACAGUAGCAGCGGCAACAGCAGCAACACAAGUAUUUGUUACACGCCUCCCUCAUCUGCUUUGUUGCCUCGCCGCAUCACUGUGGUUCCCAAGAAGAAAGCCAAAGUUGGUGAAAGCUCCAAAAAUUUGGUUGCAUUUGCAAACUCUACAUCUAGUAAGAAGACAGAAAGCCCCAACACAGGUGAGGGGCCCGUGUUACGCCGGACCUCUCGCAGCAAGACCACCACGGGUUCGUGUGCCAGUAGCAGCCGCCGCUCGUCCCGGGCUGGAAAAGCCUCCUUGCCUGGGGCCACUGCUGCUGCCGCUGCGGCGACAGCGACAGCGACGGCUGCAACAUCAUCAACUGCUUCAGGAGCUGCCAUGUCCUCUGGUACCCAGGAAACAACGGGAUCAGAAUCUCAUCCAACAAACAGUGUUCCAGGGGGCAAUCAAGUUCCUGUUGAAGAGCCUGCAAGUGCUGCCUCUGCAGUUCCAUCAGCAUCGGGUAUUCCUUCAGGAAUGCCGUCAAGUGCUCCAGACAGUGAGAGUGAUGAUAGUGAAGUAGGACGUUUGCAGGCACUUUUGGAAGCGAGAGGACUGCCACCUCAUUUAUUUGGUGCAUUAGGACCUCGAAUGCAAACCCUUCUGCAUCGUAGUAUGGGUGCCAGCUCGUCUUCCAAAGCACAACAGCUACUUCAAGGUGUUCAAGCGACAGGUGAUGAAGGGCAACAGCUUCAGGCUGUUAUGGAGAUGUGUCAGAUGUUGGUUAUGGGAAAUGAGGACACGCUGGCUGGAUUUCCGGUGAAACAAGUUGUACCUGCACUUAUUACACUUCUUGGGAUGGAACAUAACUUCGAACUGAUGAAUCAUGCCUGUCGCGCCUUGACAUACAUGAUGGAGGCCCUUCCGAGAUCCUCUGCUGUUGUUGUGGAUGCUGUACCUGUCUUUCUGGAAAAGCUGCAAGUGAUUCAGUGUAUGGAUGUUGCAGAACAGUCCCUCACAGCUCUGGAGAUGUUAUCUCGCAGGCAUAGCAAAGCAAUCCUCCAAGCACGUGGUGUGUCAGCCUGCUUGAUGUACCUUGACUUCUUCAGCAUCAAUGCACAGCGUGCAGCCUUAGCUAUCACGGCAAACUGUUGCCAAAAUUUACACGCUGAUGAAUUCCAUUUCGUAGCAGAUUCAAUGGCCUUGUUAGCAAAUCGUCUAACACAGCAAGACAAGAAAAGUGUUGAGAGUGUGUGCUUAGCUUUCAGUCGGCUUGUGGACAGUUUUCAAGCAGAUCCUUGUAAACUACAGGAGAUAGCCAGUCCAGAACUGCUUACAAAUUUGCAGCAACUGCUUGUUCUGUCGCCACCUGUAAUUAGCACAGGGACAUUCAUUACUGUUCUUCGCAUGAUGUCAGUGAUGUGCUCAAAUUGUCCAGAUCUUGCACUAACUCUGCUCAAGCAGAACAUUGCAGAAACAUUAUGUUACCUGCUAACUGGAUCAGGGGACUGCAGUAAUGAGGAGAUUGAACUGGUGUCUCGCAGCCCACAGGAGCUGUAUGAAAUAACUUGCCUUAUCGGAGAGCUUAUGCCACGUCUACCUACUGAUGGAAUAUUCACAGUUGAUGCUCUUUUGGAAAGGCCAAAUAACCAUGUUCAUGAUACCGUUCAAUGGCAGUGGAGGGAUGACCGUGGCUUGUGGCACCCAUACAGUACCAUAGACUCUCGCAUAAUUGAGGCUGCUCAUCAGUCUGGGGAGGAUGAAAUCAGCUUAUCGACACUAGGUCGAACCUAUACAGUGGACUUUCAUUCAAUGCAGCAGAUAAAUGAAGACACUGGGACAACGCGGCCAGUCCAGCGUCGUCUGAAUCCUGUGUCUCUAGCUGCUACUGUGGAUAUGAGCUCUGGGACUGUUACGGCUGGAAGCAGUUCGAUGUCUGUCAGUAGCUCAAACCCAGCAGACAAUAUGCAUUCCACAGGUUCUCAUGCAAACAUUGUUAGCCCAACAACAAGUAUUCAGCUACCUCCUUGUUUUGGUGGUGGAUCAUCAGUUAGUUCUAAUUCAGAAAGCAACUUGAGUGAAAAUAGUGGAAUCAGCAAUGCUCAAAUGAAUGGCAGUAACAGUUCCCGUGAUGCACGUGUUGCGUGUCUGCGUGAAGAACAUGGACUUGCUGCUUCAUUCAUCCGUUCUUUAUUCAGUGUUUUGUAUGAAGUAUACAGUUCAUCAGCUGGACCAGCUGUUCGUUGUAAAUGUUUGCGUGCCUUGCUACGAAUGGUGUAUUAUGCUUCUCCAGAUCUUCUUAAGGAGGUACUAAAAAACCAGGUAGUAUCUAGCCAUAUUGCUGGAAUGAUGGCUUCUCAGGAUCUCAGAAUUGUAGUUGGAGCAUUACAAAUGGCAGAAAUUUUGAUGCAAAAGCUUCCUGAUGUGUUUGGUGUUCACUUCAGGAGAGAAGGUGUGAUGUAUCAAAUCAAGCAGUUGGCAGAUCCUGAUGUGCCAUUAGGAGUUAACCUUCCAAAAGGACAGAACAGUGUUGGAGGUGCUUCAGUGCCCCUGAAGCAGGAAUCAAUUUGUUCUCUUGCACCACAGCCUGGCCCUUCAUCUGCUCACAUCUGUAGCAGUAGUAGCCAGCCAACUGUUAGCACCAGCCCUACUGGCAGCAGUCCAAAUGGCAGCAUUUUGCAGCUCGGUGGGAGUUUGAACAGCCAGCUGGGCAGUGGAGCAAGUCUGGUUUUUAGCAGCAGUAGCAGUCAGAAUCUGAAUCCAAGUCCUGAAGCCAGGCGCAUAUUCCAGCAGCAUGAGUCAUCUAAUUUGGCCGAUGAUGUGAGGUCACCAAGUCCAUCACAGCUACGUCUAAGUGAUGUUCUAAAAAGGAAGCGAACGCCUAAAAGAAAUAUGACAUCAAAUAGGAAAUCUCGUCAAGAUGAUAGUUUAUCCUCUUCAGUGAUGCAGGAUUUUUUCUCAAAAGCGACUUCACUGGGCAGCUCUGGAAGGUCCACACCAACAGGUACAGCCCGUUCCCGCUUUGCAGGAGCAACUUCUAAAACAACAAGCUUUUUAGCAAGUCUUAAUCCUGCUCGAUGGGGUCGCAAUGCAAAUUCUAGUAGCUCCGGAACCUCAGAGAGGCACUUUCAUAAGGAAUCUUCCAUCACAAAGUCGCCAAGUAAUCCUAAUCUUUCUGCUGGUAAUAAGGAAAAAGCUCGUACAUGGAUAAGAGAACAGGCUCAGCAUUUCAUUCAAAUUUAUUCAGGCCAUGAAGUCAGUGGGCCAGCACAUCCAGCAAUGAAUGUUCUUGCUAGACUUACUCAAGCCAUCACAAAACUUCAGUCACAGCCUACUGAAAGCUUGGGUGCGCUUCAAGAGCUGCGAAGUAUUGUCAUAGAAUCUGAUAUCUCUCCAUUUGAAGUAAACCACAGUGGUCUUAUCAGAGCUCUCCUGCAGUACUUGACUAAGGAGGACAGCCCAGUGGAUUCAAGGGAGCAACGACUGCGAACAUUUCUGCAUGUUUUUGCAGGGUGCCCACUGGACUCGGAAUACACAUGUACUCCACCUGAUUGGAAUCCGUCGUCAUUGUCAGCACUUGUGGCCAAACUUAGUGGUUGUGUGUCCCAGUUAGAACAGUUUCCAGUAAAAGUGCAUGACUUGCCGGCUGGGUCUGGUACUAGCAGAGGAGGUGGUACUAGUGCUCUAAAAUUUUUCAACACUCAUCAACUGAAGUGCAAUUUACAACGACAUCCAGACUGCAGCAAUCUGAAACAAUGGAAAGGAGGAACAGUCAAGAUAGAUCCACUUGCUCUAGUUCAAGCUAUAGAAAGAUACUUGGUUGUUAGAGGCUAUGGUAGACUGAAAGAUAAAGAUUCUGGAGAGUCAGAUGAUGACAACAGUGAAGAGGAUAUUGACGAUACAUUGGCUGCUGUUGUCAUUAGCCAAGGUAGUGCGAGGCAUCGUUUGCAAUUCAUGAUUGGAGAUCAGGUUUUACCAUAUAACAUGACUGUGUAUCAAGCUGUUAGGCAAUUUAGUUCAGUUGGAAAUGAUCAGUCAGAGACUGACACAGACAAUGAAGCUCCACUUGGCAACUCGGGUGUGUGGGUUCAGACACACACUAUUUAUUACAAGCCUGUUCCAGAAGAGGAUGCAGCAGUAACUGUGAAACCCAGUUUGACCAGUUCUGGUCGUAAAGGCAAGGGUACCAGCACAAAAGCCAAUUCUCGCAGUCGCAAGGGAGACAGCCUUUGGAAUGAUGGCAUUGUUCCAUCAUUGAACUCUCCACUGGUGCCAUUUUUAACAUCACGUCUUCCUGAUUCUGUCACAGUGCAGGAUGCCUCACUUGAAGUCUUGUGUCUGCUUAGGGUACUACAUGCUUUGAACAGAUACUGGGGCACCUUGUACACAGCUGUUGAAUAUCAACCAAUUGUUACUCAGCAGGAGUUCAUAAACAGUAAAAUUGCUGCUAAAGCCAGCAGGCAGCUUCAAGAUCCAUUGGUAAUAAUGACAGGCAAUCUACCAUCAUGGUUACAGCAGAUAGCAUCUGCAUGCCCCUUUCUAUUUCCAUUUGAGACACGUCAGCUACUUUUCUAUGCAACCUCCUUCGACCGUGACCGAGCACUGCAGCGGUUGCUGGAUUCGACACCAGAACUUAGCAAUUCAGAUUCCCAGGAACGUGUAACUCCACGACUCGACAGACGUAAACGUGUCAUAUCGCGUGACGACAUAUUGAAGCAAGCUGAACACCUUAUGCAGGAGCUGGCUAGUUCCAGAGCUUUACUUGAAGUCCAGUAUCAUGAUGAGGUGGGAACAGGACUUGGUCCUACAUUGGAGUUCUAUGCUCUCGUAUCUCGUGAACUGCAGCGUGCAGAUUUGGAGUUAUGGAAUGGAGAACGUACAGAACCAACUGACAGUGAAGGUGGCACCAGUUACAUUCAUUCACCGGUUGGCCUUUUCCCAACACCUCUUCCUCGCACAGCAAAGUCCAGUACUGUUGCCAAAGUCAAGAGCAAAUUUAGGUUUCUUGGAAAAUUAAUGGCAAAAGCUGUAAUGGAUUCCAGAAUGCUGGAUCUGCCGUUCAGUGUUGUAUUUUAUCGUUGGCUUCUGGGGCACGAAGGAACACUCUCACUACCUGACCUGGCUCACGUGUGCCCGGCAGUUCAUGCUACACUGGGUAGACUCCAACAGGUCUCUCGUCUGAGAGAUCGCCUCGCCCAGGACCCACAACGUCGCCACCUUAUUGAACAUCUAGAUCUCGAUGGCUGUCCUAUAGCUGACCUUGGACUUGAUUUCACAUUACCUGGUCAUGCCAAUGUGGAAAUGUGUCGUGGUGGCAAAGACAUGGCACUCACAGUACAUACAAUUGACCAUUACAUUAAGCUUGUCUGCCACUGGUUCCUGGUUGAAGGUGUUUCAAGACAAAUGGAAGCCCUUCGUGAAGGGUUUGAGUCUGUUUUUCCACUUUCUCAUUUGCACAUGUUUUACCCGGAGGAAUUGGAAGCUGUUUUCUGUGGUGGUGUUGCAUCCUCAUCUGGUUGGGACGUCAAAAUGCUUAUGGAAUGCUGUCGACCAGAUCAUGGAUAUACACCAGACUCUCGUGCUAUUCGUUUCUUAUUUGAAAUUCUUAGUCUUUACGAUAGUGAAGAACGGCGACUUUUUAUCCAGUUUGUUACUGGGUCUCCAAGGCUGCCUGUUGGAGGAUUCAAAAGUCUAUCCCCACCGCUCACAGUUGUGCGUAAAACACUGGAACCAAAUAUGAACCCCGAUGACUUUUUACCAUCUGUGAUGACUUGUGUAAACUACCUCAAACUACCAGAUUAUUCUUCAAUUGAAGUGAUGAAGGCCAAGUUAAAACUAGCUGCUAUGGAAGGACAGCAUUCUUUCCAUUUAUCGUAGUAUCAGCACUUGGACUGUUGAGAUUAAUAAAGAAUAUUUGAACAGUAUUGCUAGUUUGAAUAAUGAUGCUCAGAGGGAACGAAAGUAGUGCUAUUACACAGACUGAAAAUUCUGAGUAUUGUUUUCAAAAACACAGAAGUGUUUGUUUUUUUAUUAAGCUGUGAUUACUCUGUUAGCUUUGGUUGUUCCACCAGUAUAACAGAAAUGUGUGUUUUUUAUUUGCAGAAUAGCUCAGUCAUAAAUGACAUAUUUUUGGUGAAAUGACUUUUCCUCACAUUUUACCAAAUGUAAAUACUUGCUUUUACCACUGUCACCCAAGUUAAAACAAAUAUUAGUGAGCCCUGUUGCUCAAGAUUCCAAACUGGGCAUUAUUAUUCUGCUUGUGAUACAUUUACAUAGUCAGCUGUCAUACUGAGAAAGUUUGAAUAUGAAAUUUUACACUUGUGUGUUGUGUAAAAUGAACUGUUAAAAUGUUACACUGUGAUUUCGUACUGAAAGAACUACAUUGAUGAGAAGAAAAUGGUGAUAUGAUCUGCCUUCUAGGAGAGGCCUGCUGUUGCAUUUUUCAUUGUGCAUUUGUGUGUUUGUGAGUGAAUACUGAAUGACUAAGUAAGAAAUUGAUAGUAAGAAUUGUUUAUGGACUUUUUAUAUAUCCUAUCUGAAGAAGCUAGUGUACAGACAGUGUGUUUUCAUAAAAUAUUAUUUGAGGAAGUAAGAGUGAGUGGAUGAACAAACAAGUGAAAGAAGUGAGAUACACAAAUAUAGCUAUCCUUUGUGCCCUGUUUGAUAUAUUUAAAAUUGUUUAGUGUUUCGGUUUCCUUUCUUAUCACAAAUUGUGUUUAUUGUUUAACUUCUUUUGUUGUGCAGGAAGACUGUCUUAACCUCGUGUGAUAUUUCACCAAGCAAGCUUUGCACAUACAAAUUUUUUUUAAACAGAAGUUACUUUGGGUAAAUACUCAGUGUAAGCAUUAUUUAAAAUUUUCCACAUUAAGUUGACAAGCUGUUAGAACUAAAUGAAAACUGUUUUCCAACACAGAGGAAAAGUCAUUAUUGUAAAAUUGUGUCUACUUUACUAAAUUCAUCUUUUGAUUAAGUGUGUGCCUGUUUGUGAGAACAAAUUUGAACGUCACAGAUAACAUUAAAUUACUGUGAAUAAUAUUUUAAAUUUGGAAUUCUUUGCUGUCUUGGAGAGUAAUCAUUGACUCUUUCAUUCAAACUUUAUGAUUGAAAGGGUGUGGAAAUAAUGGCUAUUGCAUUAGUAUUUCAGGUAAAAUUGAAUAUCAGGCCAGAGAAGUGUUUUAGGACAAGAAUUUUAAUUGUUACAUUUCUGGAGCUACAACUGGAGCAUCAGAGUUAUACCUUCUCUCAUUUGUUUUCUAAAUGCCUGUAUGUACAUUGUCUGAACUGUUGAAGAGUCCAUCAUUUGUGGAUUUGUCUGCAUCUUCCUUAUUUUUAUCCCCAAGAAUUUAUUUUGUUUUGUGAAUAAAAGAAAUAGAAAUUU
This is a messenger RNA of Schistocerca cancellata (South American locust), 8818 nucleotides long. It is a transcript of the gene ctrip, whose product is annotated as E3 ubiquitin-protein ligase TRIP12. The coding region runs from base 211 to 7317 and encodes 2368 amino acids. Gene Ontology annotation, molecular function: ubiquitin protein ligase activity; zinc ion binding. Gene Ontology annotation, biological process: DNA damage response; regulation of double-strand break repair; protein polyubiquitination. The transcript has 33 exons. Lineage: Eukaryota; Metazoa; Arthropoda; Insecta; Orthoptera; Acrididae. The record is from RefSeq and is a predicted model, not a curated record. Gene Ontology annotation, cellular component: nuclear speck.